AUGGCAGACCUCGCCCAAGUCACAAAAUCGCUCGGCGACAUAGUGCUCUCCGCAGGCGAGGGUGACGAACCGGUCCAGCUCUCAGCCGUGCUCGAGAGCUUCUCCUCGGCCCUACUGGGCACUCGUGACCCCGUGAUGCGCGAAGCGUUCCUCGAAGCCGUGCUCGACGUGCUCAAGCCUCAAGGCGAUACAUCUGACAGGGGCCGCCUGGCUGUCCUGCACGAUGCGGCACUCAACACCCUUCCCGCCUUCCUUCCCCUCCUGCCCGAUGAGCACGCCCGCGAGUUUUUGGAUUUGCUGGCAAAGCACGGCGACCCGAGGGAAGUCGUUCUCGGCCUCAAUCUUGCGAUUAAUGAGAUUACGGAGCUCGCUGACCCCUACGCCGUUAGCGAAGGAGAGGAGGACGAGGAGGACGAGAUCAAUUGGGCGUCAGCAUUCCCCCAACUCGAGGCUAUGUUGGACAUGUUCGCUGUCGCUGUGCCUCGCCUCCAGACCAAGAGGAGCACUCCAACCCUCCUCGCUAUGCAGGACGUUCUCAUCCCCCUCUUUAAGGCUGUGCCAACCUCCGCACCCCCUGAAAUUGCCGUCGAUCUGUCCCGCUCCAUCCUCAGCCGCACCGCCAAGUUGGUGGAAGCCGCGUGGGGUUGGCAGGCGAAGACAGAGGACGCAGGCGGGGAGCAGAACUCUGUGCUUAACGAUAUUCUGAACCACGCGGUGAUGGUGUUUGGCCCAAACGUCGGUGCCGAGCUCACGCCGCGCCAGUUCCUCGCCGCGUUCCCACGCUACGCCGGGCUCCACAAGGAGGAGGGAUGGGAGGAGGGCCAGUCCGCCCUCGACGCCGCUACUGCGGCUUGUGGGGUACUGGGUAUCGGCCGCGCAUGCCUGAUUGAGCGGAUUCGCUCCUCCUCGGCGGUCCGGCCGCAGGCGUCCAUCGCGUCGCUCAUCCUCCUCGCCUCGGCUCCCCCUACCGAGUUCCCUGCCAGCACGCUCGAAGACGCCAUGCCCAUCAUCAGUAUUUGCCUGAACGGGAGCGCGACCGAUGCCGGCGCGGCGCUUGUGUGGGCGCUCGUACGCGCCGGCGUCACCGUCGCAUACGACCAGGUCACGUUCCUGCUUGAGCACAUCAUGCCACUCAUCCAGCUACACCAGAGUGCUAACACGCGCCUUGCCCUCGGCAAGCUUCUCGGCGCGCUCAUCGGUGCAGUCAAGUCACCCCGCGACCAGAUCAAGCUCUUCGAGCAGCUCCUCGAACCCAUCAACCCCUUCGACAACAUCCGCGUCCUGGCCCUCUCGCUCCUCCGCGACGCACUCUCCAACCCGGCCCUCCUCAUCCCAUUCCUAACGGAAACCCUUACGCCGAUUCUGUACCGCCUCCCCACCGUCGACAGUCCUCUGGACUUAACACUGCCUAAACUCCUCGAGAGUUUCUGGCCUGUAUGGCUAACGGAGAGCGCUAACUUUGUGUGGUUCCUCCUCGGGCGCGACAGUGAGAAUCUGAGCGGGUUCGCGGACCAAUCCCGCCUGACGAGUCUGCGCAACCUGUGGCUCGCGCCCGUGGCGGCAAAGGCCAAGGUGUGGACGGAAGAGGGCAGGGGUGGGGAGGGAGCGAUGAUCCUAGACGGUCUGGUGGAUGCGUGUGUGCGCGCGUCGGCGGGAAUCGACGCGAAGAGGGCAUAG
Molecule: messenger RNA, 1677 nt
Organism: Cutaneotrichosporon cavernicola
Lineage: Eukaryota; Fungi; Basidiomycota; Tremellomycetes; Trichosporonales; Trichosporonaceae
Exons: 3
Coding region: 1-1677 (558 amino acids)
Source: RefSeq, a predicted model, not a curated record